UAGCGCUAAUCCAGUAGGCGGCCCACGCGCAUGCGUCGGCUCCAGAGGAGCCUGCUGUGUAUGUGCGCGGUGCGGAAGCUCGUUGAAGGUAACGCGAGCAGCGGAGGGGGCGGGCUCGCUUUCCUCGCCCUGUCAGCAGCCUCCGGGAGGUAGGUGAUGAAGUUGCCGAUUGCCAGCGGCUCUCCUCCAACCUUCUGGCUAUCGCCGCCAUUAUGUCCGCCAUCGCCACGAUACAGCAGGAGUUCCAGGAGGUCGACGAUGCUAAUGACUGGCAGCCCCGCUACUUGGAUAUCCGGCAUCAAUCCAGUGAUUAUCCUCAUAAAGUGGCAAAGUAUGCAGAAAACCGGAAUCGGAACAGAUACAGAGAUGUUAGCCCAUAUGAUCACAGUCGUGUAAUACUACAGAAUUCUGACAAUGAUUACAUCAAUGCCAGCUUGGUGGUUAAUGAAGAAGCUCAAAGAAGAUAUAUAUUGACACAGGGUCCACUUCCUAACACAUGUUGCCAUUUCUGGCUAAUGAUAUGGCAACAAAAGACCAAAGCAAUUGUCAUGCUUAAUAGAAUUGUUGAGAAAGAUUCGGUGAAGUGUGCGCAGUACUGGCCAACAAAACAAGAGGAACCAAUGAUAUUCAGAGAAACAGGAUUUUGUGUGAGGCUAAAAUCUGAAGAUGUCAAAUCGUACUACACAGUACGACAACUCCAGCUAGAAUGUAUUGAUACUGGUGAAUCCAGGAUAAUAUUCCAUUUUCAUUAUACUACAUGGCCAGAUUUUGGAGUUCCUGAAUCCCCAGCUUCAUUCCUCAACUUCUUGUUUAAAGUCAGAGAAUCUGGAUCUCUGAGUUCUGAACAUGGACCUGCAGUCAUUCAUUGUAGUGCUGGAAUUGGACGCUCUGGUACAUUUUCAUUGGUAGACACAUGUCUUAUUGUGAUGAAAAAAAGAAAUGACCCAUUUCAUGUAGAUAUCAAGCAAAUAUUAUUAGAUAUGAGAAAAUAUCGGAUGGGACUGAUUCAGACUCCUGAUCAACUAAGAUUUUCAUAUAUGGCUGUAAUAGAAGGAGCAAAAUAUAUAAUGGGGGAUUCCACUAUGCAGUAUCGCUGGAAAGAACUCUCAAAAGAAGACCAAGCACCAAGUUCUGAAUGUUCUCCUCCUCACCCAACUAAACUUACUGCAGAAAAAUACAAUGGGAAUAGCAUGGUUUUAGAAGAACAGGAGCCAGGAGAUGUUGAUCUGAUCUCUCCCAUACAAAAUGAUUCAGAUACAAAUGAUGACAAGACUUUACGGAAAAGGCUGAGAGAAGACAAAAAAGCUAACACAGCACAGAUGGUGCAACAGAUGAAACAUAGGCUGAGUGAAUCUGAAAGAAAAAGAAAAAGGUGGUUAUAUUGGAAGCCUAUUGUUAUUAAGAUUGGAUUUGGUUCAGUCGUAUUUGUUAUAGCUUAUUCUUCCUGGAAAUUGUAUUCCCAGUACAUGCUCAUGUAAGUAAAUGAGCAAUCUUGCAUCUACGAUGAAUCUUAUAUCCCAUGAUUUAGUGGGAUUUAAAGUGAAUAUAAUAAAUGGAUCCAAGUUUGCUGCCACAUGUGACAAAACAAAUGUGAUUUUACUUCGCCAGUGACAAUUUAACUUGCAGCAUUGAAGUCUUGUCAUCGGUGAUUAACAUGAUCACAAAUUGGUCUCAGGAUUUUUCGAUACUGGUACUUCUGAACCCAAAUUGCCACUUGGAUUCAAAUUAUACAUUUGUUAGAUAAAUUAAUGCACAUUUUCAGCAACUGUAUAUAUGGUAUCUAAAUGGAUAGUUCAAUAGAUAAUAGCCUGAAUGGCCAAGUCACCAAAAGGGUGACUUACAUACAUGAUAGAAGCAAUAAACUGUGUGGUGUUAUUCUUGAAUGCAAAAAGUUACAUUUCUUUAUUAAUGUACCACGAACCAUUUAUACUAUGCAGAUGUAAAGCAAAAUUUGAUAACUAUAUAAUCAUUUUGUAAAUAAUUGUAUUUUUAAAAGCUACAUUUGUACACAUUUAUCCAAUAGAAAUGAGCGAUUGGUGAAUCUACCACCAAUUUUUCAAGAUUGACUUGGAAAUUCACUUUCUGGACCAUUCCCAAUGCAAUGAUUAAUAAAUUGUUUCAGAAAUUAAAUGUUAGCAAAUAAUUAUUGCUCAGUUUUUAUUUACUUGUAAGAUGCAUAUAUGUAUUUAUGCUUAGCUACUAUUUUAUUUGAAAAUAUUUAAUUUUAUAAGGCUACUGGGAGAUUAGAUCUUGUGUCUCAAGUUGCCUCUUUGGAAGAAAUGUUUUGUUAAAACUGCAGCUACUGUUGGAAGCCAUAGCUUGUAUUUAAAGCUUACACAUUCCAUUAAAUGUGAAACUUUUUUGUGGGUCUUACUGGGUUUGAGUCCUAUUCUUCUAUAGCUUCUUUGUCUAUUAUAAUUGGAAUAGGCAGCACAUUACCAAUUUGAUGGUAAUUUCAGAAAAUAAAAAAGUAUUACAAAUGGAAGCAAAUAGCCAUAAUGCAGAUUUAACAGGGAAGGAGGGUGCAAAUGAAGAUUUCUGAAGCUGCUGGCAUUGAGCUAUAGCACAAGCUAUAUAUUAGGAAUAACCUUCUCCAUUUUAUCACUACAUUUGAACAAGAGUAACCAAUUGUGUUUCUGGCAAACAACUCACACAUAUCCUACACAAUAUUAUCAUAGUAUUUGGUAUCCAUCAUUUAUAACACCCGUAUAUAUACAACUAUCUUUUGAGCCCCAUCUCAGAUUCUCUAACUUAAAAUAAUUAAACUGACCUGACCUGAAAAAAAUACAUAAGUGGAUGGAUCAACAUGAUCCUGAUGAAAAUACAAACUUCUGGGCCACAGCAUAUGCUAGGUGGCUGAUAUGUUUGGGGCAACUGGGUGUUCUUUUGCUCUCAUAUCCUGCAAGCUUUUCAGAGUUGCUGGGGAACCUUCCCCAAAGAAAACGCCAUGUUGCCAGUGAGAAUACCUUCUAGGUUUAACCAACAAUAAUUAAUUUAUGGCUAAAUAAUACAAUUUACAGUCUAGUGGUGGUAUAUAUGCUCUAAGUUUCUUAUAAAUUCUGCUCUUGAUAAAAUAGCACCACAUGUUUUGAAAACACUGAAAUAUUUAAUGCAAAGUUCCUAGUGCCCUUUAUUGCAUAAAAGAAAUAGAAAUACUAGAAUUUAUUUCAUGCUUCCUAGCCUACAAUUUAUAAUUUGAAAGAUAAUAAAAAGUGUAUUUUAACUGAAGAGCACUCGAUCACACCUGGCCUCAACUCUUCCAUUUUAUGCU
Ahaetulla prasina is the source of this 3271-nucleotide messenger RNA. It is a transcript of the gene PTPN2, whose product is annotated as protein tyrosine phosphatase non-receptor type 2. The record is from RefSeq and is a predicted model, not a curated record. Gene Ontology annotation, biological process: protein dephosphorylation. The coding region runs from base 213 to 1478 and encodes 421 amino acids. Lineage: Eukaryota; Metazoa; Chordata; Lepidosauria; Squamata; Colubridae. The transcript is spliced from 9 exons. Gene Ontology annotation, molecular function: protein tyrosine phosphatase activity.